Messenger RNA from Gryllus bimaculatus (two-spotted cricket), 571 nucleotides. The record is from the annotation of a GenBank genome assembly. Lineage: Eukaryota; Metazoa; Arthropoda; Insecta; Orthoptera; Gryllidae.
GCCGUUCGUGCUCUGUCCGUUUGUACGAACGAAAGACUUCAAGCGUUGCUCAGUCGCCAUGAGGACCCGUGUGGCAAUUGUUUCGGGCGUCGCUGCUUUCGUGGUGCUGUUGUUUUGUGUUGCGUCAACUGUGGGAGAGGAAGAAGGUGAAUGCAACGAGCGCUGCCAACAAUUCAAAAAGAAAUUCUUAGAAUUCAAGAAGGACGUGGAGGAAUGCCGCAGGCAGACCAACUACAACCGGCAAAAAGGAUCUCCAUGGCCCAAGAAAGAUUGCAACGCGACUGUCGAUGAAGGCCACGUGAAAGCGAUGGUGUGCUGGAAUCGACUUAAAGGAUUGAACAAAAUGGACAAGUGCAUCGCCUAUCGCCAGAUGGUGACGGCGGGCGACAUCGACGAGAACCGCCAUUUCGAGCGCAGCUGCAAUCGCACCUCCACCAUCCGCCAGGCCUUGGAGAAGUGCCUGCGCGAGGCCAACUCAGAGGCAGACACACAACUGAGAAGAAUCGACAGUCGAUGCCUGCUUUUGAAGACUAGCAAGCGCUUAGCGUAUAUGUGUCCAUUGCCAAAUAAA